AUGUCCACAUUCCAGAUAUUAUCAGAUUUACAUCUAGAAAAUCCCUCGGCAUACGAUGUGUUCAGCGUCUCUCCAAAGGCACCUUAUCUUGCUCUGCUGGGAGAUAUAGGAGUGGUCAAAGAUGCAGGCUUCACUACAUUCAUUGAAACCCAGUUGCGUCAAUUUCAAAUCGUGUUCUUCCUAUUAGGGAAUCAUGAGCCCUACCACUCAACUUGGGAAGAGACAAAGCAAGUUCUCCGUCUAUUCUCGGCCUCUGUCAAUCAUCAGCGUUCAACUUCAGAACAAGAUGAGCAUUCAAAAACAAUGGGUUCUUUUAUCUUCUUAGAUCAGACUCGCUAUGAUCUCUCGCCAAAUGUGACUAUCCUGGGGUGCACACUCUUCUCACGGGUGAGCGAGGCUGAUAAGGAGCACGUCAGCUAUGGUCUCAAUGACUUUUACCACAUUAAAGACUGGACGGUUGAUAAUCACACAGCUGCUCACGAAGCAGACUUGCGGUGGUUAAACGGACAGGUUUCUCAUAUCGCUGCCUCUGAGCCUCAUCGUAAGAUUGUGGUUUUUACGCAUCAUGGCCCAGUCACUCAGGAUCCGCGGGCUCUUGAUCCAAGGCAUGUGAAUAGCUCGCUGUCAUCGGGCUUUGCCAGCGAUCUCUCCGGGCAGGAGAUAUGGAAGAGUCCACUUGUAAAGUUAUGGGCAUUUGGGCAUACCCACUUUAAUUUCAGUUAUAUUGAAGCGGGUACCGAGAAGAUGGUGGUCAGCAACCAGCGCGGCUAUUACUUUUCUCAGGCACAUGGAUUUGAUGGAGAGCUCGUAGUUGAAGUCUGA
This is a messenger RNA of Penicillium digitatum Pd1, 822 nucleotides long. RefSeq names its product Ser/Thr protein phosphatase superfamily. NCBI's taxonomy places the organism in Eukaryota, Fungi, Ascomycota, Eurotiomycetes, Eurotiales, Aspergillaceae. The record is from RefSeq and is a predicted model, not a curated record.